AUGUCGCCCUUAAUCAAAAAACUUCUCUUGUUGUUGUGUUUGUUGACGUUAAUAUCUAUCAACAAUGUUGAAGGAAAGAUACAUGUGAAGAUUGCUAACCUUUUGCAAGACAAAUCAAAUUUAACUGUUCAUUGCAAAUCUAAAGAUGACGAUGUUGGAUCUAAUCUUCUUCAGUAUAGUGACAGUUAUAAUUUUCAAUUUAAUGAAAAUAUCUUUGGAAGCACGCUAUUUUUCUGUUCCUUUGAGUGGAAGGAUCAGUUUCAAUGGUUUGAUAUUUACAUUUCAACGAGGGAUUCUGGUGUGGAAAAACAAAAACCAGUAGAGACUUGGAAGGAGAAAUCUCAGUCGUGUAAUCAGGUUAGAGAAAUAGGUGGGGCGACAAAAGAGUUGAGCACCGUCCCCAAAGCUCUAGAUAUUGAGGUUGUUGAUACAGAUGAAAGCUCUGAAACUGAUUUUUUGGAUGCCACUCAGGUGGAUGAAAUUGUUGAAGAAACUCAAGUGUGGAGUUUCUGUUAA
This is a messenger RNA of Vicia faba (fava bean), 516 nucleotides long. The record is from the annotation of a GenBank genome assembly. NCBI's taxonomy places the organism in Eukaryota, Viridiplantae, Streptophyta, Magnoliopsida, Fabales, Fabaceae.